Penaeus monodon (black tiger shrimp) is the source of this 5860-nucleotide messenger RNA. It is a transcript of the gene Invadolysin, whose product is annotated as leishmanolysin-like peptidase. The record is from RefSeq and is a predicted model, not a curated record. Gene Ontology annotation, biological process: proteolysis; cell adhesion. Lineage: Eukaryota; Metazoa; Arthropoda; Malacostraca; Decapoda; Penaeidae. Gene Ontology annotation, cellular component: membrane; cytoplasm. Gene Ontology annotation, molecular function: metalloendopeptidase activity.
GUGAUCUACAAUGUACAUUUGGAACCAGAACACGUGGUUAAGAAGAGGAGUGUUGAUCAGCCGUUGAGAAUUUCACUUUAUUACGAUGAUUCGGUCUAUGGGCUGUCAACAGAAAAAUACGAGCUGAUCCACGAGACAGUAAUGCCCUCGGCUGUGUCGUACUGGCAGCAGGCGCUAAUGGUGCGGCGUACAGAGAGCGUCAUUAGGCUGAACAGGAGGUGCGAGAAGAAUCAGGUGUUCUUGAUUAAAGGAGAACCACAUCCCUUCUGCAAGAAUAAAUGCGAGCAGGUGACCAUGUGCGGGGAGGUGCAGGUUCCCGAGGAGCAUCUCCAUGCGUGUCGUGUGUGCAACACCUUCGGCCAGAACUGCCACGAGGUGACGGAGGAGGCGGGCGAGGGGAUCCCGGGGGCGGACUUCGUGUUUUACAUCUCCGCCCUCGACACUGAGCGCUGCAAGAGGGGCUACACCGUGGCCUAUGCGGCUCACUGCCAGCAGGAGGCGGCGCUGGAUAGACCAAUAGCCGGCCACGCCAACCUGUGUCCGGGCUCCAUCAGUACAAAGGUCCAAGAACUGGAGACUCUCAUAUCCACCGUCAAACACGAGAUCCUCCACGCCCUAGGGUUUUCCAUUUCUCUGUACGCGUUCUAUCGAGACGACGACGGAAACCCUCUCACCAACCGGACGGAGAAUGGGAAACCGAUGCUGAACGAAGUACUCCAAGCCAGACAGUGGAGUGACCGCGUGAUUAAACGUAUACAGAGACCCAAGUGGCAAGUGCGCGGCGGAGUCACUUUAAAAGAAGUUAAUAUGGUUGUAACGCCGAGAGUGAGGGAAGAAGUGCGAAACCACUUCAAUUGUCCCGAUCUAGAAGGGGCGGAACUUGAAGACCAGGGGCACGAGGGAACAGCUCUCACGCAUUGGGAAAAGAGGGUGUUUGAGAAUGAAGCAAUGACGGGUACACACACUCAGAAUCCAGUCUAUUCAAGAAUCACACUUGCUCUGAUGGAAGACACGGGGUGGUAUAGAGCAAACUACCACCUUGCUCAGCCUCUCAAGUGGGGGCGGCACCUCGGCUGCACCUUUGCAAUGAGUAGUUGCAAAGAGUACAUGGAAGAACAAACUAAGAAGGGGAAAAGCAUACAUCCUUUUUGCAACAAAGUCAAAAGGGAUCCACUGGAGACAGAUUGCACUGAAGACAGAAGCUCAGUUGCUUUAUGCAACUUGAUAGAACAUAAAAAUCAGUUACCACCACAUUAUCAGAACUUUGGUGCAAUCCCACACGUACCCUUGCAUAAAGUGGGUCAUUAUGGAGGCUCAGUGGCUCUGGCCGACUACUGCCCUUACAUCCAGGAGUUCACAUGGAAGAGCAAGGACGUUAUUAUCCGAGGAUCUCACUGCCAGUUUGGUGAAAACAGUCCAGAUCCAGAGAGAAACUUUGCUUUAGAGUCUUACACAAGGGAUAGUAAAUGUUUCAACCAGCAGAAAGAGUGGACAGAACGGAAGUGUUAUAGCAUACGUCAGUGGCAGCACUGGGGUUCUGGUUGCUAUCAGUACAUGUGUGUUGAUGGCAGAUUACACAUCAUCGUUGCAAAUCAUACUUACACGUGCUAUCAUGCAAAUCAGGUCAUAACAAUAUCCAUCUUCCAAAAUGGGUGGCUGCAUGAAGGUGCCAUCAUAUGUCCUCCUUGUGAAGAAAUUUGUGAGGAGGAUGACAUGGUCUGCAAGAGAGGGACAGAGCCUCCCCCAUCAGCUGAUUAUUAUCGAGAUCAGCUGUUAUGCAAAGGCACUAACUUGCAAGUCCUACAGUCAUUAAUAGUACUUCCUAUUUUGUGUCAUAUGUUCCAAAUGUACAUCUAUUAUUCAUUGAGAUUCUGACCAUAGAUCCAGUAGUUUAUUGUAUCUAGUUUUUUUUUCAUUCAUUCCCUUUAAACCACUUCAUAUACCAUGUCAUAACUGUUACAACCAUUAGGUAUAGUAUCUUUGAUAUGUAUGUACAGUAUAGCAUAUUGUACUUUCAUUGUAAGUAAAAAGAAAAAAAAAGUAAUUGUGAUUUAUAAUGUAAUGUUUCAUAAAUGGAUAUGAAAGCAUAGAAUGACGUCUAGUGCUAGAACAGGUGAUAGAUAUUCUAGCAGUUGGAAAGUUAUGCGUGAGUUGCAGAAGAAGCAAUUGGUCAGGCAGUAUUAUUUGUCAUUUCACUUUAGAAUGAUUCUCAUGAAAUGUUGGACAUCAUCUUUUGUAUGGGAUCACUCUUGUUCACUGUAGCAUUAGUGUUAUCAUCAUUAUUUCUCACAUUCCCAUGAUAUUUUUGCAUAUCCUCAUCAUUCCAUCCAUUUUGAAUGUAGUGCAUUACAUUUGUAAAAAUGCCAUUCUUUAAGCCCUUUUAAUUUCACUCUUCAUUUUUAUUCACUGUUUAGUGGUUUUCUUGCCAUUAGGAAGUGAUUUAUUUUUUGUAAAUAUAUCACUAUUAUAUAUGCUUUAGAUUUUGAGGUUAUGUCUGUUUCUCUUCUUUUAACAUCAGCAAAUCCUAUGGAUUUGCUUAUGCAUUAGGUCUAUGUAAUAAAUAAAAUUCUUUGGUAAAUGAAAUCCAGACGUAUCGUCACGUAACUUCAUAAGGUCACGAAACAAGGGAAAUCAGAGGCAAUGUUAACAGGCUCAGUAGAGAGUGAAGUGGUCAUAUAUAUCUCAACUCUUCAUUAGGAAAUCAACUUUGCGAACUUAGAAAUGUUGUGCUGAUCUGUACAUAUUAGGAGCCUGCAACCUGAUGCUGGUGCCUGAAAAAGGAACAGUUAUUGUGCGCUGUGAUAAUUAUUAGGUGAUAAUGUAGUCUGCAGAUUUCCUUUAAAUUGUAGACAGCUAUGCACAAGAAUUUUUUGUGCAUCAGAAUACCUCACAAAUGUACAAUAGAGGUUUUGGAAGAGAACUGAUUUGCUAAGCGCAAAGUGUUACAUACUGAAGCGGUAAUUUAGCAGCUGGUUAAAUAGGUAACAGACACAAAACCUUAGAACAUAUGCUCAAGUGUUACUUUAAUGUUCUGUUGCAAACCAGGUCCUUGAAGUGAAGCUAUUAUAUUUUUCUCACAUGAGGUUGUCAACAUUAGUUCAUGCCUGUUACCUUAUUGAUGUGGCCUCUUUGAAUUCCUUGUCCUUUUGAAAUGAUACUGAAAAAGUCACAGAGAGAUGUGAUAUGCAUUCACUUAUUUAUGAUAAUAAGAUCAUGUUUUUUGUGAAUAUAAUAGAUGGAUUUUUUUUUAUAUGUAUUCUUAAUUGUCUGUGAUAAUUAUGUAAAAAACUUGUAAUUUUUGUUACAAGAGGGAGGAACUAUGAAUAGAAAAUGGUUAAGUUAAAUGAAUAAUUAUCAAGAAUAUCUUUAACUACAAUAUCAAUCUUCGUUUUCUCCAUCUUAACAAUACUUAAGAAAACACAGUGCUUUGGUUCUAAAAUAAACUUGAUACAGUAUCAAGUUUAUAGUCAUGGCAUAUAGAAAGAACUGUAAUUACAUUUGAUAAUAAGGUCACUUUCAAGAGUGAAAAUUUUGCUUUUUUUUCCCACAAACAAAAUCCACAGACCUAAAGAUACACUAUUUUUCUCUCAUCUUUUUAAUUUAGUUCUUUAUUUUCCUACUUUGCUAUUUCAUUGAUGAUUUGCAAGAAAUUCUGAAAGCAGAAAAGCCAUACAUAUAUUUUCUUAAUUUGAAUAAGGGCAAUUAUUAAUUACAUUACUUUUUAGUGUAAUGUAUUUUUUUUUUCCUUGUCAAGAAUUUAGCAUACAUUUUUUUGUAAAAGCAGCAAGACAAUCACAAAAGCUUAUGAUAAAGUAAAGACUAUGUUAAAUAUAAAGGUAGGGAUCAUGAAUAUAUUAGUGGUUUUGUGGUUUUGGAAAUAUUGUCAUGUGAAGAAGAUAUGCCUAAAAAAUAUACUUUUUUUUUAUAGAAGUCAUGUAAUGAAAAUAUUUAUUCCAUAGAUCAUUUAACAUUAUUACAUCCUACUCAUGUUCAAAAUUUAUGUUUUGAUGAUCUACAUUCUUGACUCUGAAUUGCUUUUCUAGCUGAAAAUGUUUAAGUAAACCACUGUACACUUGUGCAUUUCAUUAAAUAUUCAUUCUGAGCUUUGUGUGGUCAAAUAAUUUAAGAAUGAGCUGCAUAACAGUUUGCCAAAUAUAAAAUGUACAGCUUUUUUUAUUUAAGGGCUUUACAAGUGUCAUGAGAGUAUAUAAUAGGAAAGAGAAAAUAGAAGGUUUACAUUACUUUAGAGCAUAUAUUUUUAAAAGCAGUUACUGGUGAUGAAUGGAAAACAAAAGCCAGAGAUAAGACUGUGAAGAUGAAUUUUUAGGAAGUCUCAGGGUUGAACUCUUUGUGUGUUAUCAUGGCAGUGUUUCCUUUAUACUAAUAGUGCAGUUUUAUCAUUGCCUUUGUCUUGUCAUUAUUACUUCCUUUUUAUUAGUGAAAUUAUGUAGAAAAGAUAAAAACAGAUUUUUUUAUAUAUAUAUAACUGAAAAGCGCAUUCAUUGGGGAAAAAAAAUAAUGACCAGAUAAUAACGACCAGCUGCAAACAAAGGCACUGGCAAAGUUAUAUACAUUUUAAUUUUGAUAUGGUUCCAGAUUGUAUCACAUUACCUUUCCAGAUUUAUGCAAAAUGGUAUUUGAGAUCAAAUUAUGUUGGACAUUAGGUUCAUAUAUGAAUGAUUAACAAAACUAAUGAAUUACUGUAUGUUCAUCACUAGGACUCCUUUGCCCUUAAGAGUGUAUGAAGAAGGCUAAAUCUAGUCUGAAAUUAUCUCUGAAAAGCAUCCCGUCCUUCAGUGGAACAUUCUCCUCCCUGCUCUGCCACAUUCAGGUUAUUUAGACAUAGGUUUAGUGGGGGAAUCACAGAAUGCAGAAGACUGUGAUUCUUCCAUACAUGUUUUAUGAGGAAUCACACACUACUUAUCCAACAUGUGUUUGGGAUUUUCCUCAAAGCUUUUUAGUGGAGAAUCAAGGAUGACUUAUCCUACAUCCUCAAUGAUUUUCCUGGGAGGCUUUGAGGAGAACCACAGAUUACUUACAUUACAUACUGCUGUGAAUUCUUCUCCUUUAUAUUUAAAGGGGAAUCACUGACACUUUACAUACUACUGUGAUCUUCCUCAUGGGUUUUUAAGGGAAUCACAUCCAUACUCCUGUGAUUUUCCCUAAGUAUUUUUAAAAUCCACUUCAAGAAAUCUAGGUAAUAAUUAUUUAGUACAGUAUUAGUGCUAUUGUCCAUUUAUGUAUUUUGUUGUAUAUGUGCAAUUACUAUCAUGGAAAGUAAUGUGAUGUGAUACAUCAUUUUAAGUUUUAUGCUGUUAGGCCAUAAAAGCUACAGAAAGUUUGUGAUAUAUAUGAGGACAUACUGUGUCUUCUUCCUUGCUCUUUGUCCUCAUAUUUUUUUGUUAGCUCAAAGCCUUAAAAUCUUAUAUUUUAAGCUACUAUAAACAACAGUUUGAUACAGUAAUUGUAUGGUCUUUUUUGUAUUUAGUGUCCCACCCAUGCAAUCAAGUGUUUGCCAUCCCACAGCGUUAACUUGAUAAUUACAGUAAAACCUUUUCGUCUCCUGUUAUCCAGUGCUUUUAUUUAUAAAUUAAAAAGAUUUGCUAGUAGAAUAAAGAAAUCCUGAAAAAAUGAAAUACAUUUUGAUUUUUAAACUAUAUAUAUAAAAACCUCAGUGUCAAACACAGUUCUAUGUACAUGUUUUAGGCUUUGUUUUUAUUAAUAGAAAAGACAUAUGAUUUGUAUGUUUUGUAUAUAUUGUUUGUAAUUUAUAUGUAUAUGUAUUAGUCUUUGUAUAUAUUUUGUAAGUACUUACUGUGUUCAGGAACUGUAAAGGUUGUAUAUAAACUGAUGAGGUGAC